GACAUUUUUUCGUAGUCCGUAAACAGUUGAGCAUAAACCGGCAAGAUGAGCGCAACUAAAUCGGCGGCGGUUGUUGCAACGCUUUCUGCGUCUACGAAAGCUUCAUACAAAACCCUAAUACUGGAACAACGUGAAAACAUACUCUGCAUAACAAUCAAUCGCCCGCAAGUGCGGAAUGCACUCGAUCGCCAUGCGCUUUACGAGAUUAUGCGCGCUCUCCACUAUGCGAAAAGCGUCGACACAAUAACAAUGGUUGUUUUGACUGGAGUGGGUGAUGUGUUUUGUGCGGGCAGUGACCUCUCACAAAUCGAACGAUACAACGAUCCACAUGAAUAUUUUAAGGGUGCCAAUUGGGUGUUACGAUUUUUUUUGACGACAUUUGUAUUUUUCCCGAAACUAUUAGUGGCAGUUGUUAAUGGACCUUGUAUUGGUACUGGUUUCACAAUCUGUGGGCUUUGUGAUAUUGUUUAUUGUACUGAGAGAGCUUAUUUUGAAGCACCUUUCUCGAAACUCGGAAUUUGUCCUGAACUUGGUUCAUCAUAUUUGUUUCCAAUGAUUUUGGGACGUGCCAAAGCAACAGAUGUGCUUGUUUUUGGAGAGAAGUUGACAGCACAAGAAGCAUUACAGUUUAAUUUCGUAGCUGGUGUUUAUAAGAGAAAUGAAGUGAAUGAGUUACUUUGGCCCAAAUUAUUGCAACAUUCUAAAUUGCCAAAGGAGUCUUUGAGAAUCUCUAAGAAACUGUUAAGAGUACCGGAUAGAGAGGCUGUGCUUAAAGCAGCGGCGGUAGAAUUUGAAGAAUUACGAAGCUUACGGUAUGGUGAGGUCUAUCUGAAAGCAAUCGAACGUUUCCUCAAAAAGAAUAAGAACAGUAAAUUGUGAUAAGAUAAUGGAACUUAUUUUUAAUCUAAUUUUGCGUAGUGAAAACUAGCGCGAAUAGAUACUUUUAUCUGUGUUUAAUUAGAUGCGUAAACAUAAUAAACAUGAAAUGAAAAGCAAACAUGUUUUGUGCCCAAAUGAAAGAGAAUUUUAUAAUCGUUGAGAUAAUAUGGGACCACCUACAUAUGAGUUUAGAUAUAAAUGUGUGUAAUUUGUUAAAACUAGUUUGUUUAUUGUAUAUAUGUAAUUAUUUUAAUAUUU
This is a messenger RNA of Teleopsis dalmanni, 1137 nucleotides long. RefSeq names its product enoyl-CoA delta isomerase 2-like. Lineage: Eukaryota; Metazoa; Arthropoda; Insecta; Diptera; Diopsidae. The coding region runs from base 46 to 879 and encodes 277 amino acids. The record is from RefSeq and is a predicted model, not a curated record. The transcript has a single exon.